CGUGCGCAGUAGGCUUUUCCGGAAGCUGUAUUGUGCAAAUGGUGGAGAAGAAGACUUCGGUUCGCUCUCAGGAUCCCGGACAGCGGCGGGUGCUGGACCGGGCAGCCCGGCAGCGCCGCAUCAAUAGGCAGCUCGAGGCCUUGGAGAAUGACAACUUCCAGGACGACCCCCAUGCUGGACUUCCUCAGCUCGGCAAGAGGCUGCCUCAGUUUGAUGAUGAUGCAGACACCGGAAAGAAAAAGAAGAAAACUCGAGGGGAUCAUUUUAAACUUCGCUUCCGAAAAAACUUCCAGGCCUUGCUGGAGGAGCAGAACCUGAGUGUGGCUGAGGGCCCCAACUACUUGACAGCCUGUGCUGGGCCCCCCUCCCGGCCCCAGCGCCCUUUCUGUGCUGUGUGUGGCUUCCCCUCCCCAUACACCUGUGUCAGCUGUGGUGCGCGGUACUGUACUGUGCGCUGUCUGGGCACCCACCAGGAGACCAGGUGUCUGAAGUGGACCGUGUGAGCCUGGGCUUCCCUGGAGAUGAAGUGUCUCCACCCGGCCUCCAAAAAGCCUCACCAAAAGGAGUGAGGCUCCCCCUAAAGCCACUCACUCACCCACCAAAACUGAGUUUCACCUGCCAGGGAAGCUCAGUCUUACUUCCAGAGACUGUCUGGCAAGAGGUGGGCUGAGCCCACAGAGUGCUGUAAUAAAAGGCCUACUGCCAGGA
Cynocephalus volans (Philippine flying lemur) is the source of this 708-nucleotide messenger RNA. RefSeq names its product zinc finger HIT-type containing 1 (gene ZNHIT1). Bases 39 to 503 code for a protein of 154 amino acids. Gene Ontology annotation, molecular function: nucleosome binding. NCBI's taxonomy places the organism in Eukaryota, Metazoa, Chordata, Mammalia, Dermoptera, Cynocephalidae. Gene Ontology annotation, biological process: chromatin remodeling. Gene Ontology annotation, cellular component: Swr1 complex. The record is from RefSeq and is a predicted model, not a curated record. The transcript has 5 exons.